AUGGAGCAAGACGAUGAGCAGAAAGCUAUUGUCAAGGAACUGGUCAAAACAGGACAACUUGAAUUUGUAAAUGGUGGAUGGGCAAUGAAUGAUGAAGCAACAUGCACCUACUACAGCAUUAUUGAUCAAAUGACAUGGGGGCAUAGAAGAUUGAACGAUACUUUUGGUCAGUGUGGAGUUCCAAAAGUGGCUUGGCACAUUGAUCCAUUUGGUCACUCUCGAGAACAGGCAAACUUAUUUGCUGCAAUGAACUUUGAUGCUUUCUUCUUUGCUCGACAAGACUUUCAAGAUCGUGAACAGCGAAUUCGGACAAAAACACUUGAGCACAUGUGGCAAGGAAGUGAUGAUCGCGGCAGCGAUGGCGAUUUGUUCACUUCAAUGAUGCACUUGGGAUAUGGUUCGCCUCCAGGAUUUCACUGGGAUCUCCCUGCAGGAGACCUUGCAGAUCCCAUCAUUGAUAAUGUUAACUCUGAAGAGUACAAUGCCGCUCAAUACGUUGAAAAGUUGGUCACAUUUGCAAAAAGUUAUGCUGGCGCAUAUACAACUAACAAUCUUCUGAUUCCAAUGGGAAGUGAUUUUCAGUACCAAGAUGCUCAUGUUUGGUUCAAAAAUAUGGAUAAACUUAUAAAAAAUGUCAAUGAGCGAUCGAAAGAUGUAAAAAUCUUUUAUUCAACGCCAUCUUGCUACGCUAAAGCGGUUCAUGCUGCAAACCGAACUUGGAGCAGCAAAAGAGACGACUUUUUUCCUUAUGCUUCAGAUGAGCACGCUUACUGGACAGGUUUCUAUACUUCUAGGCCAGCGUUGAAAAGAUUUGAACGAGUUGGCAACAACAUUCUUCAGAUUUGUAAACAAAUUGAUGUUCUGGCUGAAAAUAAUGAAAAAUACGAAGAAAAAAUUACUCAAUUGAGAGAAAUUAUGGGAGAAUUUCAGCACCACGAUGCAGUGACAGGGACUGAAAAGCAACAUGUGGCAGAUAACUAUGCAAAAAACCUUGAUUCAGGUAUUAAAAGCUGCAUUGAUGUGAUUGAAAAGAGCUACCAAAUGAAACUGUUGACCAAGAAUCCAAAUCCAAAUUUAAAAUUGCACUUUUGUUCUGCUUUAAAUACAAGCUCUUGCCCAAUCACUGAAUCGGGCACAAAUUUUACAGUUACCAUUUACAAUCCUCUUGGUCAUGAAAUAACAGGACAAAUAUUUCGUUUUCCUGUUGAUAGUAGUAAGUUUUACAACGUUGUAAGCUCUGACGGAAAGCCAGUUGCUGCAACUUUGGUUAAAACUCCAGAAACAGUUCAAAAAAUGCCCGGUAGAACUUCAAAAGCUACAGAAGAGCUCGUAUUUAGAGCUAUAGUUCCAGCUCUAGGGUUUUCCACUUACUUUAUUUCUGCAACAUCUGUGAAAUCGUCUCACUCAAUAAUAGAAACAAAAUCCACCAAAAUCAUCUCUGAAACGCUAAUAAAGUCAAAGAGUUUUGACGUUGUAUUUGAUUCAAGCGGCUUGUUGAACCAUCUGAAAUUGAAAGAUGGACAUAAAGUGGCCUUAUCAUCACAAUUUGCUUACUACAAAUCUUAUCAAGAGUCAGGGGGUAGAGCAUCUGGAGCAUAUGCUUUUCGUCCAAAUGUUGACCAAAAAGCUCUUCCACUAGGAAAAAUUCUUGAUGCACAGCUGUUUUCGAGCCAGGAUUCAUCGUUUGGCGUGUUUGAGGUUCACCAACGUUUUGAUUCUUACAUUUCCCAAGUUGUACGUAUUGACACCCAAACCGAUCAAAUUGAAUUUGACUGGGCUGUCGGACCGAUUCCUAUUGAAGACGAGCAGGGAAAAGAGAUUGUUGUUAGGUACAUCACUGAUCUGUCGUCAAAUAGAACUUUUUUCACUGAUGCAAACGGUCGUCAAGUUCUCAAACGAGUCUGGAACCAUCGACCAACUUGGAAUGUGUCUCUUAAAGAGCCAAUUGCCGGAAACUAUUAUCCAGUUAAUUCGAGAAUAUUUCUGCAAGACAACGUAAAGGGAUUGCAGUUGACAGUGCUAAACGACCGCUCUCAAGGUGGCACCAGCCCUGUAGAUGGAAUGCUUGAAGUGAUGAUUCAUCGACGUCUGUACUAUGAUGACCUUUUUGGAGUAAGUGAAGAGCUUAAUGAACCGGGUGUGGAUGGUAAAGGUCUGGUAGUUCGGGGGAAACAUGUCCUGGUUGUCGAGUCAAUACUAAAGUCGGCUGCAAGACAUCGAGAACUAGCACAGCAAAUUGCUAACGAACCAUUAAUCACUUUCUCCACUGGUUUGACAGAAUCUGAAUAUAGAUCCCAUCUUCGGCUAACAUUCUCUGGACUUGCUUCUCAACUUCCCAAAAAUGUGCACUUGCUUACAUUGGAGCAGUGGAACCAUGAUCGCUUACUUCUCAGACUCGAACAUUUUUACCAGAAAGAUGAAGAUUCAGAGCUGAGCAAACCUGUUACUGUAAACUUAAAAAAGCUUUUUUACAACUUUGAAAUCGUUUCAGCUCAAGAGUUGACAUUGUCAGCAAACGCACCUGUCGAGAAUAAAGCAAAUCGAUUAAAAUUUAAGUAUAUUCCAGAAGGAAAGAUAGAAGAGCCAAUGAAGAUAACUUUUGAUGCUCAAAAAUUAGAUGUUACUUUAUCGCCGAUGGAAAUACGUUGUGGUGUCAUCCUACUCAUUAUUGCCAUUGUAGUUGGCAUCAUUGCCCUAGUCAUAUUUGCCUUCGUUUCGGCAGGAAAAGCAAUACAAAAAGAGGGUAUUAAAUUUGAAGCAAAAGGCACUGACAAGGAUGGCAAACCAGUUUCCGUUAAAAUAAACUUUGACUCAUCUUUGAUGUUUGCAACAACAAGCACAACCACUGAAACCCCAAUUACAGAUCUGAUUACUGGUCGAUUUGAAAACGAUAGAUUCAACCGCGACAGCGGUCGCUUCACAUCUUCUCGUAACAACUUAAACUCUUUGCCGUACAAGAUUGCUCAAUCAGAAGACAAGAUCAUCAUUAAAAGGAAUGGCGAAAACAGUUUCACUAUGACAAUUUUUCCGCCAUUCGGUUAUCAAUCUCAUUCGAUUGAAAAGGAAAUUAGUUUCACUAGUGGCAAAGUGUUCAAACUGUCUCGAAUUAACGACCCACACAAUACGGUCAAUGUAACCAUUGAUGUGGGAGAAAGCAGUUGGUCAGAGAAACAUGUUGGCUAUCAGACGGUCAAUAUUAAACGAGAAUUUACCAAAGAAAGCAUGAAAACAACUUACACUCAGAACGAUUUGUCGUACGAAAAAAUCUUCCAACGAAAAAAAGGCUAG
This is a messenger RNA of Rhagoletis zephyria (snowberry fruit fly), 3288 nucleotides long. The record is from RefSeq and is a predicted model, not a curated record. Lineage: Eukaryota; Metazoa; Arthropoda; Insecta; Diptera; Tephritidae.